Ctenocephalides felis (cat flea) is the source of this 1731-nucleotide messenger RNA. RefSeq names its product protein glass-like. The record is from RefSeq and is a predicted model, not a curated record. Bases 1 to 1554 code for a protein of 517 amino acids. Gene Ontology annotation, cellular component: nucleus. The transcript has 9 exons. NCBI's taxonomy places the organism in Eukaryota, Metazoa, Arthropoda, Insecta, Siphonaptera, Pulicidae.
AUGUAUUUAAAUCAGUGCGAUAACCGCGCGGACGCCGAAUAUCACGAGUACGGCGAUGAACCGGAGUACGAACGGACGCAGUAUUUAGCGGACGUCGAAGGUGAAGCAGACGCCCCGGAGGCCAACGAAGCAGCAGAAGGAUUCUACGAGAACGCCAUCGUGCCAGACGACUGCACCUACUGCUUUGAUAAUAGUAACUUGUUGGGUUGCAGCGACGGCGCAGAUUAUUGGUCUGACGACAUGUCUUCAAUACCAGGACUCGCAUCUUUGGAUAUGGAUCCGUUGCCAAACUUAUUCCCUUUUUCUCCAUGCCAGCCAAAUUAUAAAAGCGAUCGUCCUAGUCAUGAUAUGGCAGAUGUUUUAUUAUCACUGAAACAUGCAGUUUUACGCGGAGAUAGUUCGCAGCAAGAACCAAUUUUACAAGGAAGCUAUCAGGCGACGGGAAACGCACAUCAACCUUCCAUGCAUGCGUCACUUUCGCAUCCUGGAGCUACGGGACCUCAAACACAAUACGUGAGCACUGGUCCACAAGCAUCACUUUCUUAUACAGUUCAUCCACAAAUGCUAAUGUCGCAAGGAUCGGGCAGCGGUGCAAGUUACGCCAAUAGUUGUUAUGAUGCGACCUCGUGCGCGUCCCGGUCAUCCUGCCAGCCGCCGCCUCCACCGCUUCAGCAUUGCGCCGCUGUCUUCCCAAGCAUGAGUGUUAACGUGAGCAUGAAUAUGACGAUGCACGGAUACGAACCUAAUCAACCACAAUCUUGUUCACAGAUGCAAUGGGGAACGCAAGCUUCGCCUUCUAUGAAUGUAAUCUACCCGCCUCUAGUUAGUCCUGCGCAAUAUGGUCAUGGGGGAGCCACAUAUUCAUUUACUGCAGACUUCCGACCGCCGCCAGGAGCAACAAGUGCAGUCAAUACACAGAACAAUGUCGAACCACGAUUGGUCGGUCAACAAACACCACAAUGGCAUUACGCAGCAGCAGCAGCUGCGGCAAACGCAACCGCUGCCCAGAAGCAGGGAUAUAACAUACAUAGUACAUGCCAUCAAAUUAAAACUGACAUACAGUCAUUAUCAGAUGACAGUCUUCAUCUGGAUAGUGGAGGCGGAAUAACAGACAUGCGUCCGAACAUGUGUCGCCUAUGUGGCAAGACGUACGCACGCCCUAGCACACUUAAAACCCACCUCAGAACGCACUCUGGCGAAAGACCAUACAGGUGCCCGGAAUGUAGUAAAUCAUUUUCUCAAGCAGCGAAUUUAACAGCACAUGUGCGAACGCACACGGGUCAAAAACCGUUCCGAUGUCCUGUCUGUGAUCGACGAUUUUCACAAUCGUCCAGCGUUACCACGCAUAUGAGAACCCACUCGGGCGAGCGCCCUUACAGAUGUCGUGCUUGUAAGAAAGCCUUUUCAGACAGUUCUACAUUAACAAAGCACCUACGUAUCCAUUCAGGUGAAAAACCCUACCAAUGCAAACUAUGUCUGCUAAGAUUCUCACAAUCAGGGAAUUUAAACAGGCAUAUGCGAGUUCAUGCAAAUAAUUCAAUAUUGGGCGCUUGACAUACCCGAUCACAUUAUAUACUAAAUUCUUGAUUUACCGUUCAACGAUGAAUUUAGAUUUAAAAUAAUUUAUACAGAGUUACAUUUCAUGCUCAUUUUGUGAUAAAACAAAUAUAUAUAACAAAAAAACAUGUAUAUGAAAGGCUACAGAAUUUAAUCAAAUGUUAAUUUUAGACC